GCCGUGGUGACGAUUCGGACGUUCAACGCGAGAUUUCACGAGUUUACGUUCGCCCCAUUUCCAUCCGUCAUCAAACAAUCAUGGCGGACUACCGAGAGGCGCCCUUGGCUAGUCGGCCAAAAACACUGGACCCAAAUGAGUAUUUCAACCUUUCGCCGAAUCACCGGCGUUCCGAAGAAGACAGGGCAGCACUACGAGCGAAUCUAAAGAGGCAGUAUCAGACGCAACUCAAUAACCCGCACAGAAAAGAGCUCAUUGAAGACCCUGCCCUGACACGCUGGGUGUAUGCACGUGCUAACCCCUACUUAACCUUCAAGCCCACUUUCAAGACAUCUCUGAUGGGUGCCAUGUUUGGAGUUGUGCCCCUCUUUGUCCUUUACUACGUCUUCAAGACAGACAGGGAUAGGAAGGAAGAGCAGAUUAAGGCUGGAACCCUCGAGCGCAAGUUCAGUUUGUCGUCAUGAGCGCCGAUGUCUAAAGACCUCCUUUAUGUUCUAGUGAUGCCAUUGCGUGUGUAAUUAUUAUUAACCAAAUAAAAUUAUAUUGUCAAAAACAA
Molecule: messenger RNA, 556 nt
Organism: Sander lucioperca (pikeperch)
Lineage: Eukaryota; Metazoa; Chordata; Actinopteri; Perciformes; Percidae
Gene: ndufb4
Product: NADH:ubiquinone oxidoreductase subunit B4
Exons: 3
Coding region: 81-464 (127 amino acids)
Cellular component (GO): mitochondrion
Source: RefSeq, a predicted model, not a curated record